Molecule: messenger RNA, 1080 nt
Organism: Nipponia nippon (crested ibis)
Lineage: Eukaryota; Metazoa; Chordata; Aves; Pelecaniformes; Threskiornithidae
Source: RefSeq, a predicted model, not a curated record
AUGAUUGUGGUGCCAAUGGGCUCCGUGGCGCAGGAUGAGAGGCAGGGGACGACCAACCCCGCAAGUGAUCCAGAGAAGGGCAAAGACGUGGAAGAUCUGACAAAAGGCCUGGAGGAGCUCUGUGAGAGCCCUGAAGAGGAGAAGAGCGAGAAGGCUCUGCUGCAUUCACGCCUAGAAGAACAGCAUCACCUUAUCUGUAUGCUGAAGAAAAAAGCAGACAACGCACACAAACGCUGCAAAGGCCUGGAGCCGCUCACCGCGGAGCUGGAGAAACUGAGGACAGAGGAUGCUGUCACAAUGGAAUCCCAGACCCAACGGAUUCAGCAUUCGGAGGGGCGCUUCACGGGUCUGGCCAACAACCACAAAAAAAUGAUCCAGUUCAAGGACGAACACAGGAAACGGUGUAUGCAGCUGCGGGAGGAGAACACGCGCCUGUGGCAGGAGAAGGCAGCGCUCUCCAGCCACGUCAGGGAGAAGGAAGCUGAAGCGCUCCAGCUCGCUGCCCAGGCCAGAAAGCUCUCGCAGCAGUUGGACUCCUUACAGGAGAAAUGUGAGAGCCGCAGAGCCCAGGAGCGAGAAAAGGAGCUGCUAGAAGGUCAGAGCCAGCAAGCAAGUGCCUACGCCCGGGAAGUCGAUUCACUAAAAAACCAGCUGCAACGCCUACAGGAGAAGCACCAACAAAUUGUUGCGCGGGUAGAGCAGGCAGAAAGUCGGCAGAGGGCUCAGGGCAGCGAGCUGCAGGCCAAGCUGGAGAGAGCGAACGAGGAGAAGGAGCGACUACUGAACCUGGCCAUGGAGAGGGGCAGAGCUCUGCAAGAUAAGGAACGGGAAAUUCAGCAGCUGGGGAAGGAGCUGGAGAGGGCAGAAAAAGCCAGGCAGAGAGCAGGAAAGCGCCUGGUGAAAGAGGUGGCAGCAGUGGACAACAACCUGAAGGCCCGAGAGCUCCAACGACAGCUUGAAAGCAGCAGGCAGGCACACAAUGAACUCUUGCUGCGGUUUGCUGCUCACAGAAAGCACACUACGGAUUUACUGAUGAAAGAAAAAGCGCUGAAUGUCAAACUCCGUCAUUUUAUUCUGUAA